AUGGUUUGGUUUCAAUGCGAAGAUUGUGGUGACAACCUCAAAAAACCUAAGUUGCCCAAUCAUUUUCGAUCAUGCUCCGCCAACAAGCUUUCAUGCAUUGACUGUGGCCAAAUGUUUGGGAGAGACACCGUUCAGAAUCACACACAGUGUAUUACGGAAGCGGAAAAGUAUGGUCCAAAAGGCCAAGGUAAAGCUUUGAAUGGUUCAGCUGCCAAGCCUGGCAAAGAUAAAAAGCAAAGGCCGGAAGUUGAUAUUAAUGUGGGUUUAUCUAAUCGCCCUCCGUGGUUCUGUAGUCUUUGCAAUACGAAAGCUACAAGCCAGCAAGCUCUCCUUCUCCAUGCUGAAGGAAAGAAACACGGGGCAAAAUCCCGAGCAUUCCAUGCUUCGCAGCAGCCACCAGUCCAGGCAGAUAAACCCGCCCCCGAUGCAAAGGAUGUAGCGGAGGCGGCUUCUGAUGGUACAGAGAAGAAAGAUGGCAGCAAUGCAGAGCAUCCAAAAUUGCAAGAGUCUUCUGAACAAAAUAACUUGAAACCAGGGAGUGAAGUUUCUUCUGAAAAGAAAAAGAGGAAACUUGAUGCAUCAGAGGGUGGAAUUAUUAAAAAGUGCAAGAAUGACACUUCAGUUGACACGGAAAAUGGCGAAGUAAUUCAAGGCGAGAAGACAAAAGAGAAGAAAAUAAAAUGGAAGAAGUUUAUCAAAGCAGCCUUAAAAUCUCAUCCUGAUGGAUUGAAGAUGAAGAAACUGAGAAAAGCUGUAUUCAAAGCGCUGCAAGAAUCCGGCAUUGUAGUAAAUGAAAAUGAAUUGACCGACACACUUGAGCAGAAGAUAAAUUCUAGCUCCAAAUUCGCAGUUGAGAAGAAGUAUGUGCGAUUAGUUGCCAAAGAUUGA
This is a messenger RNA of Lathyrus sativus (Indian pea), 888 nucleotides long. NCBI's taxonomy places the organism in Eukaryota, Viridiplantae, Streptophyta, Magnoliopsida, Fabales, Fabaceae. The record is from the annotation of a GenBank genome assembly.